Pseudomassariella vexata is the source of this 2244-nucleotide messenger RNA. Its product is annotated as major facilitator superfamily domain-containing protein. Gene Ontology annotation, molecular function: pantothenate transmembrane transporter activity. The transcript has 7 exons. Gene Ontology annotation, cellular component: plasma membrane. Gene Ontology annotation, biological process: pantothenate import across plasma membrane. Bases 321 to 1757 code for a protein of 478 amino acids. The record is from RefSeq and is a predicted model, not a curated record. Lineage: Eukaryota; Fungi; Ascomycota; Sordariomycetes; Amphisphaeriales; Pseudomassariaceae.
CUUAUCUGCAAACCCACACUUGAUAUCAGAGAAAUCUCACCACCCGGCUUCCAUGCAACGGCGUCAGCCGCUGGUGUUGAUACUUAUCCAUCAUUUCAACGUUGCUCUGAAGACCGACAUUGCCAAGCAUCUUAUCGCAAAUGCGGCUCCGAAAACUGCUUGGGGUAACGUCCAUGUCGUGGUAAGCUGAAGUCGGCGUGUGCGACGAACCGGACCGCCGGUAUUUGUUGUUCGAUACAUGAGAAGCGCCUUCGCCAUGCAGCUUCAUUGACAGCUUCUCCUCCAAUUGCUCUAACACCCUCAGGGAAACCGGCGCCAAGAUGACUUCCAUGGCGAAACUAAGGCAGUAUUUUCACUCCGAAUACCAGCCCGGUGAGCGAGCCUUGGUCCGGAAGAUUGAUUUUUUCAUCCUGACAUUCUGCUGUCUGAGUUACUUUACCAAUUACCUCGAUCGCUCCAACCUCGCCAAUGCCUACGUCUCCGGCAUGAAAGAGGACCUCGGGUUCGUGGGGGACCAGUAUAAUCAGAUCAAUACAUGUUUCACCGUCGGAUAUGUCAUCGGCCAGAUUCCCGCAAAUAUGUCGCUGCAAUACGUCAGGCCGCGGCUCUUCUUCCCGUCCAUGAUGUUGAUUUGGGCCGGGCUGACCAUGGUGACGGCUUCGGUGCAUGCGCCGGGGUCUAUUAUGGCGAUUCGCUUCUUUCAGGGUAUUGCUGAGGCUACCACGUUUGUUGGUACUCACUACAUUCUUGGAUCGUGGUAUACCGAGCGAGAGCUAGGAAAGCGGUCCGGGAUAUUCACCGCUAGUGGGCUUGCUGGUACUAUGAUUGGAGGUUUCAUUCAGACUGGUAUUUAUUCUAGCUUGCACAAUCGGCAAGGUCUUACUGGUUGGCGAUGGCUAUUUAUCAUCGAUGGUCUCAUCACCGUCCCAGUUGCCGUCUAUGGCUACGUUUUCUUCCCAGACACACCCAGGACCACGACAGCAUUCUAUCUCACCGAGGAGGAAAAAGCCCUCGCCGUCUCACGCGUGCCAACCGUCGAAGACAAGUCUCCUAUCUCGUGGGCCUUCUUCAAGAAAGUAUUCACCUCAUGGCUCUUCUGGGGCUUCGUCAUCCUAUGGAUCAUCGCCGGCGAAACCGAGUCCUUCAGCUCCAACGCCCUCUUGUCACUGUAUUUGAAGAGCCACCCCGUGAACGAGUACACUGUCUCGCAGCUUAAUAACUACCCGACGGGAGUCCCCGCUGUCGGCAUCAUAUCCACUUUGUUCUGGGCCACACUCACCGAUUUCCUCAGCGGAAAGCGUUUCCUCGUCGGGUACUUCAUCGGGAUCACCGGCAUCGCCACGUCGGCCAUGAUCCUCGUGGCAUCCAAGGAUCCGACGAACCCUGCUUCGACGGCCAUCGUGUUCGGUGCUUAUUACUGGGCCGGGUCGGUCUACGCUUGUCAGGCUACCUUCUUCGCGUGGGCGAACGAUGCGCUGCGGUACGAGGAGCACAUGUUCCGGGCUGUGGUGUUGGCGGGUAUGAAUGUAGGGUCGAAUGCGGUGAAUGCUUGGUGGUCUAUUCUUUUCUAUGGAGCAUCGAUGGCUCCGUGGUUUAAGCGUGGCAUGUGGGCGAUGAUUGCUUGCUCAAUCGCUUUGGCGGUCUGGACGGGCGGUCUGUCGUACCUGACGAGGAAAGAUGAACAGCGGCUGGAAGCAGAAGGUGCCAUAUCCAGUACGAGAUCGAGAGACGGCAAGGGUACUUCUGAAGAGGCGUAGUUGACUUCGUUCUUACAGGAUCUAAGUUCAUCACUGCUUCGAGCAUUGCCGUCGUCUCACGAAUGUGCUCAGAAGCUAGCCACUGCCAAAAUAGACCAUGCCUCCGUCGGAAAAAGCCAUCAAUUUCUUUUUUUUUUCAAUAUCGACAUAAUUGCAAGGCACGACUGGAGCAUCCGUAGAAACCUUGAAUUUAAUGUAUGGAUGCAACGUCGUUGCCGUAAUGGAUCGCUACGUAUUGGAAUCAUCAGUCAAUGCUCUCGACCCGAGCCAGAUGGCGGAUUAACAACCAUCUGAUAUGGUGGACUAUCUAUUCAACGACGUAUGUCGUCGUUGCGGAACAGCGCGCCGCUCCCAUUGGCGGACAAAAUCGAUUGUUACUACCACAUGAUGCUGUGCUCCAAACCUAUGGCAUGUUUUCCACUAUUACGGUAUUCCCGUCAGAACCCAAUGCAACAGCACGGAGGCCUCGAGAUGGAUUCAAUUAGAA